AUGGAUGUAAUUGGACUCAUAGAGCCUCCUAUAUCAAAUGGACAUCGUUUCAUCCUUUUGGCUAUUGAUUAUUUCACAAAAUGGGUUGAAUCUUCUAUAUACAAGGUAGUGACUAAGAAAGUAGUGGCAGACUUUGUUCGCAAUAAUAUCCUUUGUCAGUUUGGGAUUCCAGAAUCAAUCAUAACAGAUAAUGUGGCCAAUCUCAACAGCGAUCUUAUAAAGGAAAUUUGUGAGCGGUUUAAGAUUGCUCAUCAAAAUUCCAUAACUUAUCAGCCACAGAUGAAUGGAGCAGUUGAAGCAGCAAACAAGAAUAUCAAAAAGAUUUUAAGAAAGAUAGUGGAUAGUCACAGACAGUGGCACGAGAAGUUACCAUAUGCUCUGCUUGGUUAUCGUACCACCAUCAUAGCUUCCACUAGAGCAACUCCUUAUGUUGGUUUAUGGUUCAAAAGCAAUAAUACCUGCUGA
Molecule: messenger RNA, 465 nt
Organism: Solanum dulcamara
Lineage: Eukaryota; Viridiplantae; Streptophyta; Magnoliopsida; Solanales; Solanaceae
Exons: 1
Coding region: 1-465 (154 amino acids)
Biological process (GO): DNA integration
Molecular function (GO): nucleic acid binding
Source: RefSeq, a predicted model, not a curated record